Homalodisca vitripennis (glassy-winged sharpshooter) is the source of this 792-nucleotide messenger RNA. Its product is annotated as C-type lectin 37Db-like. The transcript is spliced from 5 exons. Gene Ontology annotation, biological process: biological process involved in interspecies interaction between organisms. Lineage: Eukaryota; Metazoa; Arthropoda; Insecta; Hemiptera; Cicadellidae. Gene Ontology annotation, molecular function: carbohydrate binding. Gene Ontology annotation, cellular component: external side of plasma membrane. The record is from RefSeq and is a predicted model, not a curated record. The coding region runs from base 49 to 735 and encodes 228 amino acids.
AUAACCCCAUUGUAUUGAACUUGGAAAGUUCGCUCACGUCAUUUAGUCAUGAGUGCCUCAGAUGUGAACUUCGCCUUGUUAGGAGUUUUGUGGUUCUGUUUGAUUGCUCAUGUCACCUGUGCCUCUGAUCAAAGUGACGGCUCUUUGGCUUUACCUCAAUGCAUUUCCAACGUCGACUGCGGUGAAAAAUUGGCCUGUAUCGACCUAAAAUGUCAAGAUCCAUGUCCUGGACCCUGCCAUGGUAAUAUCACCUGUGAUAUCGUUGACCAUGUACCGUACUGUUCCUGCAAGCCUGGCUUCUCCGGCAGCCCCUUCACUGGCUGUCAACGAGCUUCACCAGGAAACUGUUCAACAACUGGUAGAAAAGUGUACAAGGUGGAGCGUUUCAUUAAGGUCAACUGGUUUGCUGCGAUAGUUCAUUGCCAGUCACACGGAUGGAGGUUAGCCACGAUAGAUUCCAAGGAGGAGAAUGACUUGAUCAAGGAAGAAAUCCGUAAAACAAGAAUACGGAAUAAUCGGUUCUGGACUUCCGGUACAAAUUAUGCCCAUGGAGACUGGAUCUGGAUGGUUUCUGGGAUGCCCCUGCCAGAGAGUACGGACUGGGAGCCUGGUGAACCUAACAAUGCUGGGGAUGAACACUGUAUCGAGUUCUAUGAGAAGAAUGGAAACGGCUACAUGUGGAACGAUAGAGGUUGUUUCGAUGAGAUAUAUCCGAUAUGUGAAUCUUUUGAAUAGGAUCAUUAUGAUAAGUCUGCUUUUUAUUUUGGUUAGGAAUUACAAAUUUGUUACCUU